AUUUGAAAGUGACACUUGGCUUCAAAUAGGCAUUUGCAUGUUCACCUUCUCUUCAUUCCCGCGCCCUGUUUCUCAAAACGCUGCCGUUCCCCGCCAUAAAAUCACCAUGGCUCAUUCCGCCACAGUCUCCAUUCCCUUCUCUCACCUCCAAGAUAAGAACCACGACUUGUCGUUGAAGAUCGAAGAAGGGUUUGGACCUAAUGGCUUGGGGAUUCUAUCAGUCACUGAUGUCCCAGGAUACUCUUCAUUGCGCAGAAACCUUUUGCAUCUCGCACCAAGAUUGGCAAAUCUUCCUGAAGAAGUGAAGGAUGUUCUUGAAGAUCCUAUCAGUAGAUAUAAUUUUGGUUGGAGUCACGGGAAGGAGAAACUUGAAUCUGGGAAGCUUGAUUUAUUAAAAGGAUCUUUCUAUGCCAAUCCCAUACUUGAUACGCCUACAACAGAUAAAUCUUUGAUACAACGGUACCCAUCAUACUGUAGAUCAAAUAUAUGGCCUAGAAGCACAUUACCAGAACUUGAAUUGGCUUUCAAAGCACUUGGGAAGCUGAUAUUUGAUGUUGGAUUGAUGGUGGCAUACCACUGCGAUCAAUAUGUAUCCAAAGGAAUGAAAGUUCAUAAGGAUGAAGGUCUGGAAUCAAUACUUAAUCGCUCCCGCUGUCACAAAGGACGCUUGCUAUAUUAUUUUCCUGCACAACAAGGAAUCCCAGGUGGCAACUCCAUGUCUUCUUGGUGUGGAUGGCAUACAGACAAUGGUUCACUGACAGGUCUGACCUGUGCUAUAUUUACAAGAGAUGGUGUAGAAGUACCUUGCCCUGAUAGUGCUGCUGGCCUAUAUAUUCGAACAAGAAAUGAUCAAAUUGUUAAGGUUGUCUAUGGAACAGAUGAUAUAGCUUACCAAAUUGGUGAAACUGCCGAAAUACUUUCUGGAGGCAUUCUUCGUGCAACACCACAUUGUGUUCAGGCUCCAAAAGGGGAGGAGUCUGCUAGUGUUGAACGCUCGACAUUUGCAUUAUUCAUGCAACCUGACUGGGAUGAAAAACUCAAUUUUCCUGAGGAAAUUCACAUUCAUAAAGAGAUUAUUCCAUCAAAUGCUUCCCUUACUUAUGGAGAGUAUUUAGAGGUGCUGCUUGACAAAUACUACUACAAAAAACAGUAAUGGCCUAAGGUGAUACUUGUACUUCUCACCCUAGAAGUAAUUGGUUGGAGACUUAACCCAUGUUAACUAACUGUUAAUGCAUGGAGUGAAAUGAAGUUGUGCAUAAUGUCAUGGCAAUAGAAAAGAAAAAUUCUUUUAACUUCCGUGAAAUAGAAAUAAAAUAGGUAGGCACCAAAAGCCUGUUCAAUUUCACUAGAUGUUAAAUUGUCAAGAGUUCUGAUCUUACACUGAGUGAAUACAAAUUUAGACAAAGUUAUUUAAAACUAACCAUACAUGGGUAUGGUGGUAAAUAUUGAAAUUUUUGGAGGUUAAACUCGUAAUAUAAAUUUAAUAUAGUGCAACUCUUGCGUUUUGUUUGUGCACA
Messenger RNA from Cicer arietinum (chickpea), 1517 nucleotides. RefSeq lists its product as uncharacterized. NCBI's taxonomy places the organism in Eukaryota, Viridiplantae, Streptophyta, Magnoliopsida, Fabales, Fabaceae. The record is from RefSeq and is a predicted model, not a curated record.